Bradysia coprophila is the source of this 3496-nucleotide messenger RNA. Its product is annotated as mitochondrial-processing peptidase subunit beta-like. NCBI's taxonomy places the organism in Eukaryota, Metazoa, Arthropoda, Insecta, Diptera, Sciaridae. Gene Ontology annotation, molecular function: metalloendopeptidase activity; metal ion binding. The record is from RefSeq and is a predicted model, not a curated record. Gene Ontology annotation, cellular component: mitochondrion.
UGGUACCCCUCAUGCCGAAUGGCGAUGAAAAUAUUCCACAAUUUGCUGAAUCGUUGAAUUCUCAAAUAUUCGGAAUCGAAUAUCAUGAGAAUGUGUUGUCCACGAAAUCGCUAUCGAGGUUGGACGGAUGUGAAGUGCAAUUGCACUCGCAUCAAUUUGCUGAUAACGCAAAAUAGGAAAAUUGUGGAAUAUCAAUCGUACCGAACGGUCGAUUGCAAUGAACAUAGAAAGUCAGAAGUAUUUUGUCCAUCGGCUGGAAAGGUUGAAUAGUUGAGAGAGUUAUUCUGAACAAGUAUAUAUAUUGGACAAACAGGUGUUUGAAAAGUGAUUUCGGGUCGUGCAUAGAAGUGUUUACUGAAUUUUACUAAAUAAAAUAAAUAUUUUGUGUCAACCACAAAGCAUCGCAUUCUUAUUCCACCUAUCAGGAUUCGAAUAAUUGGAUAGAGGAAAUGAAGGAUACGACAAUGGCGCCCAACGUGAAAACCCCACGGUUAAAUAAUUUUGACAUUCGCACAUAACGCAUAUGUGAUGAAGCCUAUAAAUAUGCAGAAUUCAAUGAAGAUAUGUACAAAUACCGGACAAUUCUUAUUUCGGUGACAGGUUAUCGUUGAAAGAUGGAAAUUGUGUAUAUGUGCAAUAAUGUGCAAUUCUUGAUGUGCAUAUAAAAACAAAAUAUGAGAACGUUACGUGUAUUACGUGUAAUGUUACGUGUAAAGUAACCAGAAAGACAGUACACAUAAACAUGAAUUCGCGCUUGAAUUUGUUACCGUAUGCAUAUUUCUAUAUGACAUUAAUCAUGAAUAAAGCUUGCAUAUGACGGGCAGUGUGUUGUUUAUUUAAAUGUGAAGGUCGGAAAACUAAAGCGGUGAAGAAAUCUUAAUAAUAAAAAGGAAAAUUUAACUCGGAGACUCAGUGAACUUUGACAGAAACGUUUGUGAAUUUUAUGGGGACUCGUCUCACAAGAAUUUUAAAUUGAAACUAGAAUGAAAAUGAGAACGGUGAUGAAUAUACGUGUGUGAACCAACGAUUAUAAGAAGUCAAUUGAUGAAAUUUUGAAAUUCUUGACAAGUUUUGCGUUAUAUAGAUACGAUAGACAUAAGUGGGAAAAAACUUAGAAGAUGGUUAAAUUGUAACGUGUUGAACUUUGAGGAGGUGGCUAGAAGAUGAAUGUAGCAUGCACAAACGACGUGUAAGUUGUGAGACGAAACAAUAAGAUGUAUCUGAUAAACAUGUGAAAUUCAGAAGUGUUCGGGUCGAUGAAACGAAUUAGGGUAUAAGCAUAAAUGCCUAAAACAAUAUUGUAAGAAUGAGAAGUAUUGUUGAGUUGAUUGGAAUAACUGACAAAAUCAUACCAACGUUCCCUGGUGAAAAAUAUACAGAGGCGGACUUACACAAGUUUUUAAAAGGAUGUGAAAUUGCGUUGGAGAUAGGAAGACCCGAAGAGCAAGGAAACAUCCUGGAAUGUAUUAAAAGGAAACUGACUGGAGAAGCUUAUCUAGAAGUGAAGUAUGAGAAGUGUGUGACGUAUGGACAAAUAAAAAAGCUGCUGAUUUCGAAAUAUAAAAAACCAUACUCAUUCAAAGACUGUCAAAAAGAUCUAUGGAAUUGCAAACAGGCACAGAAUGAGAGCUUGGAAUGCUUUUUACUGAAAGUGCAAACUCUUUAUAGAUUGGGUUGUGAAGCAGUCGAAUCAGAAUACCAAAAUCAGCUUGAAAUUGAAUUCUACGACAAAAUGUUGGAGAAAGAAGCCGUUUAUGCAAUGAAAAUGGGUUUGUUGAGGACAGAUAUUACCGAGCACAUGGUUUUACACUGUAGACCAGCACCUGACAACAUCAAAGAUACGAUGAAACUUGCCCUGGAAUAUGAAAAAGAUUUUGCGGAAAUAAUACCAAAUGGGGUCAACGAAAAAGAACGGGCAGAAGCGGCGCCAAAUACAGUCAACUGGAAGAACAUGGGUCACACACAGGACUACUUGGAAGAAUUAUCGCGUUUGCGUCACGAUUUGAAGUCAAUGCUAGCUGAAAUAUACUCGUUGCGCAAUGGGAACAAAUUGAAUGUUGUUAAGGAAGGAUCGUGCGAAAGCGAGACUACACGUGAAACUAUGAAAAUCGCGAAAGAAUGCUAUAUUUGCAACGAAAAGGGGCAUGUUGCUAGAACAUGUCCGAGGAGACUUCUAUGUCGUCGCUGUGGGGGAGAGAAACACAACUUCAGAGGGUGCAAACGUAAAAUAACUGACGAUCAAAAAUUGUGAGUGACGGGCCUGAGCUUAUAUAAAUUGACUCGGAUGAAAAUGAAGGAAACAUUGACAAUCUUUGAACAACAUGGUCAAUCACUGACUUACACAGUCACAAACAUCGACAGUUUUAACCAUGGACAGUCACCAACACCGACAGUCAAUGGACAGUCACUAACAUCGACGGUCGUAACCAUGGACAGUCACUGUUUCGGCAGGCCUUGUAUAAACUGGAUGAGCGGGUAGACGAAACUGUUGCUCCUGAGACGGAUUGAAACGCACGAGAAAUGAGUCGAGACAACGAACACUAUGAAUAUUGCACCAAGACAGCCCUAGCGGAAUGAGCAAUGGCUGUUGGACGGACCUGGGUCGAACCGAUAAAUUGACAAGUUGAGGAUCGAAGACGACUGGAAGAGAGAGCAAGUAGUGAGACAAAACAAGAUACAGUUCAACAAAAUCGAGAGUCAUGGUUGGUCAAUUUGGUCGUUAGUCAUAACUCAUGGGCGCACAACGAUUCGUCCAAUUUGCAAAAAUUCGGGGAACAUACAGUCGGUGGUGAUACAGGGAAAUGGAAUCCUGAAAAUAACUGAAGCGUGCGAUGUGGUGGUGGGCGAAUCAAAAUUGAUGUUCCGGCGAAAAAUCGACACUCAGGAGAGACAGAUUGAGACAACACGCGUGAUCGAGGUGGCACCGAUACAACCACUAUGGGAUGAAAAAUGGUUGGCAGACAGAGAGAUGCCGCAGAGAAAGAUCGAUAAACUACGGGUAAGCUCGCAUGCGGACUUAUCUCGCUCUAUCAUUUCAGCCAUUCAUGAAACGGAACAGUUGGAAAACGAUUGGCGUGACGAAACGAUAAUCCGAGAACACCAGGGACAGUUUGACCAGAUCAAAAGCUACGGUUGGUCCAUUUGGUCGUUGAUGGCCUUUGUCUCAGUCCUUUUCAUUAUGGGGGCGGGUAUCGUAUGGUACAUACGAUGCCGAAGCACAAUAUUCCGGAGUGCCACGGAGGGAAUACAGCGGAUGCACGAAUUGGCACGAUCCAGGCACGAUCCAGGGACAAUCUUUCAAUGGUUGAGGAUUUUAGAGUAGGGUUGGGGGUCAAAAUUUCUGAUUUUUAUAGUCAUUUAAAAUGUUUUUGAUUUUUAUAGUCACUUAGACUGUUACAAUUAUAUUUGGGGUUUCAUUUGGGGUCGUAGUUAGGACCAUUUGGUCAUUUCGAGUUUAUAUUUUUGAUUGUAUAGAUUAAGAACCGAUGUGAAAGCG